GACCUGGUCCCUACCACCAAGAACACAGACACAGAGGCUCACCCAGAGUUGGCAAAAACUAACACUGGCAGUAUAGACUCUGACUCAGAGAUCAAGAAAACUAGUGUGAAAAUUCCUCUCUCCAAGAAGCCUAAGGAGGAGGUAGGGCCCAAAGAAGAGGUAGGGUCCAAAGAAGAGGUAGGGCCAAAUACUGACUGCCUAUAACUAAUAGCCUGUAACUCUAAAAAAUUCUAGUCCAUGUAAUUGUAAUGUAUAUUUUAUUUGAUAAAAUGUUUAAGAUUUCAACGGGAGUUGGAUAUAAGAAUAUACAUUUUGCCUAGCUCCAUCUGAAAAUGUUCUUAACUUUUGCCGAUCUUUUAUAACAUAUAACUGGUGUGUAGUAGCUAGGUAUGAUUGGUGUGGAGGGGGUGGUUCGCUAGGGCGGCACUUUUUUAAUUUAAAUUGAAGGGGGGCAUUUGACCCGCCCCGGUGGAACGAACCUUAGCUGCGCCACUGCUUAAGAGAUAAUAAAAACAAAUAAUUGCAAACAAAGCUAAAUGUAAAAUAGGAUGUUCAAUUGAUUUCCUCUACUCUAUACAAUCCCCUGACUUGAUUUUAUAGUUGGACGACCUUCUCAAGACUGACUCCCUGGACACCGCCUUGACAGCAGAUGAAGAGGCUCUCCUCAUGUCCUCCUACCACUACACCGGUGCCACGACAAACAUCCACCCUUAUCUUUCUGCCAUGGUCAAUUAUGCUCAGCCAGUCAAAUUCCAAGGUUUUGAUGUAGCCGAAGGUAAGGCUUUAAAUAUGCUCAAAGAAAUUUUUUAUCUUUAAGUGCUCACAUUCAAGGUGGUUUUCUAAUACAUUCCCAUUCAGAAUUUCUUCAUAUAAAUCGGUUUUACUGACAAAUCACUUUUUUGUCUUCUGUAGACCUGGUUCCUACGACCAGAUAAUUAUAAAGAUGAGAUAAGAAAUCUCCUGCUUAAUCUCAGAUAUGCAAAAAUCAAUGAAUGAACUUAUUUUUGAAAAGGGCUCUUAGUCCUCUACACAACAGACGAUUCAAUUUGUGCUCAAAAACCAUAUCUUGAAUGUGAUAUACAUAUAAUAUAUGCAGAAAUAUAGGUUUUUGGUUUCAGGGAUUUUAUACAUCCUGUAUUGUUUUUAUAGCAGACACAUAUAUACGACCAAUUGACUUUUAUUGGGAUGAAGUUUUAUUAUCACUUACACACCCGGGUGCUUGUGGUCAAACAUGUAUCAAUCAGUUAAUUAAGCUUUUAAUUUAUUCUUGACCUGUUCAUUUAAGUUAAAAUGUUGAACUAAUGGGAAUGUAAUCAAACUGGCAGAAGAAAAAAACGUAAACAGAAAGAUUUCCUAUGAGCAGUGGUGGAUCUGGAAUAGAAAAUUAUUUAUGUUUGAUCUUUUUGUUUUGUUGCCAGCUAGACCACUUGGGUGAUCAAAAACCUUUAUUAAUUAAACAAUAUGGACGAUAUUAACAUUAUUGAUCUCCUUAACAUUACAUUCAAUUUCCAUAAUGUUUGUUAAUAGUAUUCUAUUUCAGUUAGCUAAAUGAGCUGGGCUAUAAUGGUCAGUUCCGGUUUUUCAGUUUACUGCCAGAUAUUUUGUCUUUUUAUUUGGACCAGUGCAACGACUUCAUUUAUUCCACUAUUUCUAUAAAAUGACAAGUAAUGAUUUGGUUGUGUAUACCGUGCGUGUUAAUUUCAGAGAGGAAUAUCCAGUACCAUAUGUCCUCCUUCAAUGAAAACACAGGCCUGGGUUAUCUGAAAACACAGGCGCUAGAAUUUGUCAAGUAUCCUUCUCUUUUUAUUCUUAUGAUUUGCCUUGCUUUUUAGCACUAUUUUGUCACCAUCAGCUUUUGUAGCUUUUCAUUUAUAACUACUUCAUUUACAACUCCUUACUUUAAAGUUAUUGCUUGUUAACUAGCAGUUUAAUUUUUUUACAUAUUGCUUAUGUCUUAUAAUUCAUUUAACACAUAGUACUUUGAAAUCAAAUAUGUCAAGUAAAUUGAAAUCAUCAUGUGGAAUAAUAUAUAAUUGCCUAUAUACAGUGUAAAAAAUAAAUUUAACCAUACAUAAAUUUAUAUUUUUUCCAAAGGAAAAUAAUCUUGUUAUAUAUUCUUUCCUGGAAUCUUCUUUUAUUUCUCAAUAAUUCUGGUGGGCUUAAUAAUCAUGAGCAAAGAUCAAUUUAUUUUUAAUUCUGGUUGUAAUUGCUGUGUUAUACAUUCAUAUUAUGGUUAGCAGGGUUGACUACAACCAACCAGAAGCUUCAUUUAAUGAUAUGGUGAAAGAUAGAUUGGUCUGCAUAAUAUCUUUUAAUAACCUUGUAAAUGUUUUCAAGCAUUUAAUGCAGUUAACUCUGAUAAGACAAUGCUCUAAACAUCAUGCCUCACAUGAGGUUAUGUCAGUUGCCUUCAUAUCUGACAUAAUGAUGCUUGCUUGUUCAUUUCAAUAGAUCUCUAAAGGCUUUCUAAUAGUACGAAAUAUAGAGAAAAAAAAAAUGCUUUGUACUUUUCUAUAUGUUUAUGCUGUAACAUUUCUUUGAACUUCCUUCUAAACAAUAAUCUAAAAUGAGUCUAAUAAUGCAUAGCUCCUUUUGUUUACUUCCUAAUUUAGAAAACAAUAUGUUGCUACGGUAAAAUAUUCAAAGUAUUCAUAGAUUUAGUGUUUAUACUUUGGCAUUUUGAAUAACUUACCACAUUCAAAGUCAGUUAAUGCUUGAAAUGCUCAAAUAUUUUCUUUUUAAAAAGUAAUGCUAUUUUUAACUGUUAAACAUGACAAAAUGUGUCAUUUCUUUUCUGUAAUCUCUUGUGUUAUUGAACAGUAACUACAACCAUUAUAAAAUUCCCUUUGAUACCCUCGUGUACCUAAAAGAUACCAUAUACACUGUUUCUAAAUUAUCAUAGUCAAUUCAUUAAUUAGUCAUUACAAAAACAAACAGAUCAAAAAGUCAGUUGGUUCUUAAUUAAAGUAUCAAUAUUUUAAAAAAAUCAUUGUGUCAGGUAAUCAUUCACGUUUUUCUUAAUUCAUUGUAAUUCUGGAUCCAUUCAAAUACUUGCACUUUGCUGUUAUGUUAAGCUCAGUAGACAAAUCUUGUCUAUUGAUAUCAGAUUUUAAUGCUGCCUACUACUGAUUAUAUGUCAUCCAAAUAAAGCAUAUUAUUGCCCAUUUUAACAGACUUUUAGGUACACAGGCCCUAUUAUUGUUAAUUUAGUCAUAUUAUCCAUAAAAUUUCUUUGUCCUUUUAAUAAAGCAUACACUUGCACAUUUUGUUAGACAAUAAGGUAAAUAUGCUCUAUGUUAAUUGGCCUAAGACAAUAAGGUAAAUAUGCUCUAUGUUAAUUGGCCUAAGACAAUAAGGUAAAUAUGCUCUAUGUUAAUUGGCCUAAGACAAUAAGGUAAAUAUGCUCUAUGUUAAUUGGCCUAAGACAAUAAGGUAAAUAUGCUCUAUGUUAAUUGGCCUAAGACAAUAAGGUAAAUAUGCUCUAUGUUAAUUGGUAGGCCUACUAUUUGACUAAAGGAAUAACUCAAUUAAAUGAAAUCACUCAUUUGAGUACAUUACUGUUUAGCUUUUCAAUGACUUGCACAAAUCCAUGUCAUUAAUGUUUAGCUUUUCAAUGACUUAACAGAUCCAUGUCAUUAAUGUAUUAUUUAUUUCUGCCAUGUCCUCGCUACUUGUGUGCACACAUGCCUGCAUGGAUUGUUGCCAUCCCUCUCUGUGUGGCCUUGUCUUGUGUUUGUGUGAGUACAGAGGCAAACCUCCACUUCCACAUGUCAUCCUUCAGUGAAAACACCAUGUAUCAGAUGAUCAAACAUCGAUGCAUUGAUAUUGUGGAGUAUCCUUCUCAUACUUAGUUUUACAUGGGACGCGAAUAGCUUUCCAUUGAAAGGAUCUCUAGCAGAGGGGGUGUGGAUUUCUAAUUAGUCAUUUGUAAAAAUCGAUAAUUAAAGUUUAAUUCAUGUGAAUAAAAUUUAAUUUGUUUUUGGGGAAUAUACAGUUUGAUGGUGGCAAAAUGUUCUUUUAUUAGGGUAUAGAAUCCUUGGAAGAUAUUUGUGGACCACGUUUGUAGUUAUGCUCAUUAUCUUGAUUGAGUUCAUAUUGUAAAGCAUCUAUGCUUUAGUUAAGUUUUCUUGGACUUAAGAGUAUUUUUUAGAAAAAAUUUUAGUAAUUUUUCUCCCUCUGAUUUCUAAAAACAACAAAGUCAGAUAAGAAUGUUUAGAAAAUAGAACCAUUCAAGCUUACUUCAGAACCACUUACUUUUUAUAUCAAUGUUUUCUAUUUAACUGCUUACUUUUGUGUGUAUUGUUUGUGCUAUAUUUCUGUCAUCAGAACAGAGAAAAAAUUUAUUUAUGCAAUAUAAAUGUGUGUGGUAUGAGGCCAUGCUGUCUAAACUAUUGAAGUGCACUUGAAAUGUCAUUUGGUUAUUCUUGGGUUGCGUUUUUUAUUACACUAAAUUGUUAGGAGCAUCAAAUAUGAUUCAACUGAAACUGACCUACACUGUCUUAGAACUUCAACAACUGAGUUUGUUGUCAAAUGCUAGUCUCUUUGGAUGCUCCAUUAUUUUUGAUAUUCUAUAGUAUUGUCAGCUUACAUUUGACGUACACAAAAAAUUGGGCUACAUUAAAGUCAUAUUAACAGCUGGAAAGGAUGUGCUUAGAAUUCAAUUUUUAAUUUUAAUGGUAACAAAUGAGUCAAUUUAGAAGACUCAAAUUUAUCUUUAGCUCCCUUUUUUUGUCAUGUCUUUUUAGUUGUGGGCUUAGUAGGAUGUGUUUCCAUAGAUUAACACGUGCUAUAAUCUUAACCUGUUCAUUACUUAAACCCGACUGGAUCAACAGGCGUAGGCAGUUUAUAUGUGAUGUUGAAUAUGCUCCUCUCAAGUAGAAUGUUUUAUCAUAAUGGAUAAACUGGCAAUCCAUGAUGUUGUAGGGCGUAGCGGCUUCUUUUCUUUUUGUAGACACCAGUAGCACACCCUGUUCAGUGUUUAAAGAGGGCUCAGGUAGAUCAGGACUAACAAAAAAGUAGCAGCGCUUUUCAAGUGCCUCUUAGAACUAGAUUGAUGUGAUCAGUGUCCUGACUGAGCCUGUCUAAUAACCUAACAUGUAUUCUUCUUGCAAAGACAUGAACUUUCAGCGUGCCCCUGACACAAGCCUCUGGUUGUUGUCAGUAGAGACUGGUCCAAGGCUGAUGUUUGUUGCAACUGGGUGGGUUAAAGGUUAGCACAGUCAGGGCUGAUGAGUUGCUUACCUUAACAUGUGUGCUACUUGAAACAUCAAAUGGUAGACAUGGUCAGAGUCAAGUCAAAGCUCCAACUUAACAUAGACAUCCGAAACAUUAGGUUAUUGUUCAUAUGAUUCACUUCCUAUUAGUGUAUUUAAAGGUUAAAUAUAUGAUGAAAAGAACUAAUUUAGCAGAUAGACUCUAAAAAACCAUGUAAGUAUUUUCCCAAAAUAUGCACACAAAAAUGAUAAUUUGAUAAUUGAUUGUUCCUAUGAAUUGUCCUUAUUUUGUCCUAAGUGAUAGACAAAAUGUUAGCAGCUAAUAAAUCCCACUUUCCAGUUGUCCAUUUUUAGAUGAUUAAAGGAAUUUGUGAGACUUGAAAGGUAUCUAAAAUUGUGUGUGCUUCAGAGCACUAUAUCAUUUGAAUGUUCAAUGAUCUGAAACUAGAGUUGUUUUUAGCUGGCAUGAUUUUACUUUUAAUGCACAUUCUUUCAUAUUUAUACAUUUGUUUCUUUCUUCAAAUAUUACCUUACUCUAGACAGCACCUUAAAAGUUUCUUUGUUGUUGAUCAGCAUAAGUCCAUUUCUUUAUGUGUCCAUUUCUUUAUGUGUCCAUUUCUUUAUGUGUCCAUUUCUGUAUGUGUCCAUUUCUCCAUGAUAAGCUGAAGCAAGCAUCAUCAGUAUGUGGUGUCUUUAUUGCAGCCAUGAUCAGGCCUUGAUCAUACACUUGCACUGUGUGGCAUGUUAGCCUGACAGGCUUUGGUUGUUGUGAACUUUUCUUGAGUGUUGUCAUAGUUUCUACCCCUUGGCUUCACCAUGUGGUGGGUUUGGUGGGGGAGAAAUCUAUCCCCAGAACACUUGCAUUGAUCAGUGUAGAGCAGUCAUCUUCACACCUCCACUAAAAAUCAUCAUGUUCAAACAUGUUUUUACUAUCAUUCAUUCAUGAAUCUAUUGAUUCAUGAACCCAUUCUAAUGUAACUGAGAAAUGAAUUAUAAGAACAUUUAUAAGGUUAACUUUCAUUCGAAGAUCUGAAACUUAACCUUCUCCACAAAGUAUAUCCCAUUGGUGGAAACAUGAAAUACAGUAGAACCUCAAAUAAUGAACGCCCUAGUUAAGGAAAAAAUCUGUUAACCAACAAGGUUGGUGAACAAUUUUUAUCUCUGUUAACAGAAUGCUAAAUCUGGUUAUGAAAAUAUGCAUACUGCUGUACACACAACCCUGCUAGCUCAAUAGUGCUUUGGCACGUUUGCAGUAAACAUUGUUUGUCAUGAAUGCAGUGUUAGCAACUUGUGCACUUUUCUCUUAUUGGUUAUAUCAUUAGGGAUCGUUUUAGUGUAGAAGUAAUGAAAUAACUUCAAUUAUAACAGGAUAAUGACCAUUGUGUUUCCGAUGCCACAAAGCAAUACAAUAUGCUGAAAUCAACAAUUUGCAAUAUUCUAAAGAACAAAGAAGCAGUAAAGGCAACUAAUAUGUCCAAAGUUAUGACUGUGUUUACGAGACAAAGUUUCAAAGGGCUAGAGAUAUUUGAAAAACAGAUGUUAGUUGGGAUAAAUGAAAGCAGUUGGCGGUAGUCUGUAGAUAGUGUUCGCAAAAUAACAUUUGAUGAAAAGGCUCCAGGCAGUUGCACAGGGAUUUAUUGACCAAAACACAAGUGCCAAUGCUGACAACUUAAAAGCCAGUAGUUAAUGGUUGGAUAAAUGUUGCGGAAGAAGAGUCAAUCAUAGUGUUGUAAGACAUGGAGAGGCUGCUAGUUCAGAUAAAAUGCUCUAGUUGUCAUUAUAGAUCAACACUUCAAGAUGUCAAAAUACCAUAUUUCCUUAACUGGAACAUGAUAGUAUUUUAAUUAACGUUGAUUUUAAUGGGAAAAAUUAUUUCAAUCUGCAAUCAUUUCGGUUUAAGAACAAUGUCUCAGAAUGGAUCAAGUUCUUUAACAAGGUUCCACUGUAUAUUUAAUGCUGUCUAUGAUUAUCAUUUACCUAGGAAGUUUUGGUACUUUAAUGUAAACUGACUACUCAGGUAUUGAAACUCACAUUUUUAAGGCGUCUAACAUUGAAAUAGAUACGUUUGAAUGCAACAACGUGUAGCAUUUUAUUUUUUGAGGGACCGGGGAUAAGCAUGGCAUGACCAUUUUUCAGCUAGGAAUAUGACAGUAUCAGUAUGUUGAAAUGUAAAAAAAAAAAGAUAUGUGAGCUGGUGAGGUGCUCCACCAAUUCCAGCCCCUCACUCUCCCACAUAAGAGAACAAUUAGCCCUUAACCCAUUCAGUUACAACAAGCGUCAGAUGAGCAGAAUCUAUCCACGAGGUGGCCGUGUGGACUCCAGCAAUUUCCUGCCUCAGGUAUAAAACAACACGUCACAACAUACUCACAAAUAAAGCCAUUCUUUAACAACAAUAAAAAUUUUAAUCCAUUUUUUUCCCUUUCAAUUGACAUGUUGAACAACAUCAAUGGUAACAAAAUUGUUGCUUCAUACAUAAAUAAACAAACAUUUCAAAUAAUUUCAAUAGCAUAAAGAUUUUCAAUGUUUUCUAUGGAUAAAUCUUGAACAACACCAAGUUGUGCAUACUUUGCACUUUGACUACUUCAGCAAUGUACAAGGAAGGGCGCAGAACAGGAAUAUUAGGAACCGUAAUCAUCUAUCUUUAUUUUAGUUAGCACUACUCGACCUAAGACAAAAACCAUUAAAAUUAGACAUACCUCAAUCAAAUAAGAAAUACUACUAGAUUGAAAUGAUUGAAACAAAGACAAGAUGUGGCUGAUUAGCUAAAGCAAACACUAAAAAACUUGGGAGACCUAGCGCUAAAAUAAUUCUAUAGUAACUACAUACUGUGAAACAUCACCCAUUUAUGGAAAAGACAUAAUUUACAAGGACUUACAUCACUUUAGAUUUUCUGGAAUGCUGGUUGUCAGAUGGUAGCCUUGAACUUCCAGACUGCUGAUAUCAACAUGCAGCUCAAUCAGGGCAAGUUUGAAUACAACAGCAACUGUGGGUAAGAAGUCUUGAAUCAUUUGGCUUAAAAAACCACAUAUUGUUUUUUAUAAUUUUAAUCUAUGUUACAAUAGCUUCUUCUUCAAAUGUUCCACUUUCACAGUCUAACAGUAUGUACAUGUAAACAUGGAAAACCAAGCUUCUGGCAAUAACAAUGGCGAACACUUACGUUUUUGAACUAGUUUCUAUUAAUUGUCGUUUUUAGAUUUGUUCUGUCCACUGAGGAAGGCUCUUAAUCAAAACAUUCUUCUUUUAUUGUCCUGUCUUUCUAUCUUAAGCUUCCACAUACCUUGUUUGACUAUUUCUUUCACACAGCUUGAAUGCAGUCCUUCAUUUGUAUCCUUUAAAAAAGAAAGUGGGGGGGGGGGUGUGUUCACUCUUAUGAUCUUAAUGAGACCUUAUCUUAAGCUUCCACAUACCUUGUUUGACUAUUUCUUUCACACAGCUUGAAUGCAGUCCUUCAUUUGUAUCCUUUAAAAAAGAAAGUGGGGGGGGGGGUGUGUUCACUCUUAUGAUCCUAAUGAGACCUUCUCAUUGUUCCAAAUAGACUGGAAGAAAAUGAUUAACUUGAAUGUUUGUUGAAACCAAGUGCAAAAAAUUCAGUUUACUCUAGAAAUUAGCAAGAGAAUAUCAGCUUGAACUCAUCAUCUGCCAAUUCAUUUGGCAUGUUUGGUUUUUCUUAAACAUUCAAUUUAACGGCAACGAUUAAAAUAAUGUAAUAUAUGUAACAUACAUAUACAAAAAUUGGGAUAGUUCAUAGACAAAUCACUUAGUCUAUAAAUAGCUUGGUCCCACCCCGCUAUGGUAUUCUCAUUAAUGCCACGUUGGCAGGAAUAUACUCCUGAGAUAUGGAAAUCCUCUUGUUAACGUCUCCUCUUCUGAUAGAUAAAUGAUAACGCCAUUUUUUGUGUUUUAUCCAAUAAGGUAUUUGCUGAAACCUGACUUCAUGCGCAGACCUGAUCGGACAUUUGACCCAUUCUCAGAAAGUCCUGUGGAUGGUGUGAUUGCAGCCCAUUGCUCCGUAGAGGUAUGAUUUAACCCAAUAAAUUUACCAUCUAUUUCUGAUGGGUUUUGAUUAAUUUGUCUUGUAGAAUAAAUAUAACUUGAGAGAUCGGAAAUCACAAAUCUCUUAAACCAUUUUCAAUAUAUAUAUAUAUAUAUAUAUAUCUCUCUAUAUAUAUAUACAUAUUGUUAAUAAAAUUUAAUAAAAUAUUUUGAUUUCAUCUGCAAAUUGAAUAUUACAAUAAAUGUCAAUAGUGCAGAAACAAACUUUAAACAAUAUAUAUAAGAUAGAUAAGAUAAGAUAAGAUAAAUAUAGGUUCACCCACCAUGAUAUGGGAAAUCCAUUGGACGUCAGAGCCAGAAGCAAUCAAGUUUGCUGACAAAAAAAUGUCAAAAUACAAAGAUUGGUACCUGAAAUGUGUUGACUCUAAAUCAAAAAUGGCAAAAUGAAUACACUAUAAAAUGUCAUCUUUUUUUUUUUUUUUGCAAAUCUGGACCACCACAAAAUGAGAUGAAGUGGUGUUAGCAGAGUAACAAGAAAUGGCAAGACUUCCUAUACUCUGGGAAUGAGAGGAACCAUGUGCCUGAGAUAGGCUUACAUUGAUGAUUGAGACUUUCCUACUCUAUAUCCAAACAAGAUGUGCCAAAUCAAUGUUGUUGUUUUUAAUCUACGCAUCAGCUGAAGAUGAGGUGAAUUAACACUUAUGACCAUCUACAGGACACAAUUGAUGAGAUUUCAAGCAAAUGUCAUGCUGUGAUCAAAUUUCAACAAAUCUUCAGAGGAAGAAAACUGAGCCCGCAUUAGUUGCUAUUAGCUGUAGAUAAUUACAGGGAAAGAGGAAGCAAGGAUGUCAUUUUAAAAGGACCUUGAACAAAUUUGACAUCAGCUUUAAAAAAAAAAACCUCAAAGAGUUUCUUGACAAAGACAUACACAAUCAAUUCUUGCUCAUCUAAAUUAAUUCAGAAAUCUAUUAUUAAAUAAUAAAAUAAAAUUUUUUGUUGGAUGUACUUCCUCUGUCACUGCAUAGUGGAAUGAACAACAGCCUUCCAUUGGUAUCACUGUUUCAGUUGAUUUAUUGACACCCAUUGGUAUCACUGUUUCAGUUCAUUUAUUGACACCUAUUGGUAUCACUGUUUCAGUUCAUUUAUUGACACCCAUUGUUAUCACUGUUUCAGUUCAUUUAUUGACACCCAUUGGUAUCACUGUUUCAGUUGAUUUAUUGACACCCAUUGGUAUCACUGUUUCAGUUGAUUUAUUGACACCCAUUGGUAUCACUGUUUCAGUUGAUUUAUUGACACCCAUUUGUAUCACUGUUUCAGUUCAUUUAUUGACACCCAUUGGUAUGACUGUUUCAGUUGAUUUAUUGACACCCAUUGGUAUCACUGUUUCAGUUGAUUUAUUGACACCCAUUGGUAUCACUGUUUCAGUUGAUUUAUUGACACCCAUUGGUAUCACUGUUUCAGUUGAUUUAUUGACACCCAUUGGUAUCACUGUUUCAGUUGAUUUAUUGACACCCAUUGGUAUCACUGUUUCAGUUGAUUUAUUGACACCUAUUGGUAUCACUGUUUCAGUUGAUUUAUUGACACCCAUUGGUAUCACUGUUUCAGUUGAUUUAUUGACACCCAUUGGUAUCACUGUUUCAGUUCAUUUAUUGACACCCAUUGGUAUCACUGUUUCAGUUGAUUUAUUGACACCCAUUUGUAUCACUGUAUCAGUUGAUUUAUUGACACCCAUUGGUAUCACUGUUUCAGUUCAUUUAUUGACACCCAUUGGUAUCAUUGUUUCAGUUGAUUUAUUGACACCCAUUGGUAUCACUGUUUCAGUUGAUUUAUUGACACCCAUUGGUAUCACUGUUUCAGUUCAUUUAUUGACACCCAUUGGUAUCACUGUUUCAGUUGAUUUAUUGACACCCAUUGGUAUCACUGUUUCAGUUCAUUUAUUGACACCCAUUGGUAUCACUGUUUCAGUUCAAUUAUUGACACCCAGUGGUAUCACUGUUUCAGUUGAUUUAUUGACACCCAUUGGUAUCACUGUUUCAGUUGAUUUAUUGACACCCAUUGGUAUCACUGUUUCAGUUGAUUUAUUGACACCCAUUUGUAUCAUUGUAUCAGUUGAUUUAUUGACACCCAUUGGUAUCACUGUUUCAGUUGAUUUAUUGACACCCAUUGGUAUCAUUGUUUCAGUUGAUUUAUUGACACCCAUUGGUAUCACUGUUUCAGUUCAUUUAUUGACACCUAUUGGUAUCACUGUUUCAGUUCAUUUAUUGACACCCAUUGUUAUCACUGUUUCAGUUCAUUUAUUGACACCCAUUGGUAUGACUGUUUCAGUUGAUUUAUUGACACCCAUUGGUAUCACUGUUUCAGUUGAUUUAUUGACACCCAUUGGUAUCACUGUUUCAGUUGAUUUAUUGACACCCAUUUGUAUCACUGUUUCAGUUCAUUUAUUGACACCCAUUGGUAUGACUGUUUCAGUUGAUUUAUUGACACCCAUUGGUAUCACUGUUUCAGUUGAUUUAUUGACACCCAUUGGUAUCACUGUUUCAGUUGAUUUAUUGACACCCAUUGGUAUCACUGUUUCAGUUCAUUUAUUGACACCCAUUGGUAUCACUGUUUCAGUUGAUUUAUUGACACCCAUUGGUAUCACUGUUUCAGUUGAUUUAUUGACACCCAUUGGUAUCACUGUUUCAGUUGAUUUAUUGACACCCAUUGGUAUCACUGUUUCAGUUGAUUUAUUGACACCUAUUGGUAUCACUGUUUCAGUUGAUUUAUUGACACCCAUUGGUAUCACUGUUUCAGUUGAUUUAUUGACACCCAUUGGUAUCACUGUUUCAGUUCAUUUAUUGACACCCAUUGGUAUCACUGUUUCAGUUGAUUUAUUGACACCCAUUUGUAUCACUGUAUCAGUUGAUUUAUUGACACCCAUUGGUAUCACUGUUUCAGUUCAUUUAUUGACACCCAUUGGUAUCAUUGUUUCAGUUGAUUUAUUGACACCCAUUGGUAUCACUGUUUCAGUUGAUUUAUUGACACCCAUUGGUAUCACUGUUUCAGUUCAUUUAUUGACACCCAUUGGUAUCACUGUUUCAGUUGAUUUAUUGACACCCAUUGGUAUCACUGUUUCAGUUCAUUUAUUGACACCCAUUGGUAUCACUGUUUCAGUUCAAUUAUUGACACCCAGUGGUAUCACUGUUUCAGUUGAUUUAUUGACACCCAUUGGUAUCACUGUUUCAGUUGAUUUAUUGACACCCAUUGGUAUCACUGUUUCAGUUGAUUUAUUGACACCCAUUUGUAUCAUUGUAUCAGUUGAUUUAUUGACACCCAUUGGUAUCACUGUUUCAGUUCAUUUAUUGACACCCAUUGGUAUCAUUGUUUCAGUUGAUUUAUUGACACCCAUUGGUAUCACUGUUUCAGUUGAUUUAUUGACACCCAUUGGUAUCACUGUUUCAGUUCAUUUAUUGACACCCAUUGGUAUCACUGUUUCAGUUGAUUUAUUGACACCCAUUUGUAUCACUGUUUUAGUUCAUUUAUUGACACCCAUUGGUAUCACUGUUUCAGUUCAUUUAUUGACACCCAUUGGUAUCACUGUUUCAUUUCAUUUAUUGACACCCAUUGGUAUCACUGUUUCAGUUCAAUUAUUGACACCCAUUGGUAUCACUGUUUCAGUUGAUUUAUUGACACCCAUUGGUAUCACUGUUUCAGUUGAUUUAUUGACACCCAUUGGUAUCACUGUUUCCGUUGAUUUAUUGACACCCAUUGGUAUCACUGUUUCAGUUGAUUUAUUGACACCCAUUGGUAUCAUUGUUUCAGUUGAUUUAUUGACACCCAUUGGUAUCACUGUUUCAGUUGAUUUAUUGACACCCAUUUUAUCACUGUUUCAGUUCAUUUAUUGACACCCAUUGGUAUCACUGUUUCAGUUCAUUUAUUGACACCCAUUGGUAUCACUGUUUCAGUUCAUUUAUUGACACCCAUUGGUAUCACUGUUUUUGUGGAUGGAGGAUUCUGCCAGUUGGUCACUGAAGAAAAAUCACUUGCAUUUCUGUGUCUCUCCUUGAUUACAACUAAUUUAUUUUAUUUUUGUCUACCCUCAGGUCAUUUCUGGUCAGUUUUUAUCUGACAAGAAAGUUGGCACAUAUGUUGAAGUGGACAUGUAUGGGUUGCCCACAGACACAAUACGCAGGGAGUUUCGUACAAGGGUGGUUCCUAAUAAUGGUCUCAACCCCAUUUACAAUGAGGAACCCUUUGUGUUUAGAAAGGUAACGCUUAUUUUUAUUUUCUAACAGAGUUUCCAUGACUCAUUGGUAAUAAUUUCUUGAUGGUUGAGUUAUGGUAAAAUCAAGCCAAAAUAAUAAUUGUCAAAAUUAUUUUAACUGGUUUAUGAUUAAAAGGAUAAUAAAGGACUGCAUUCAAGCUGUGUAAAGGAAAUAGUAGAGAAAGGGGCACUGGAAGCUGAAAUAUAAAGACGGGACAAUAAAGAAAAUGUUUCAGCUAAGAGCCUUCCUCAGCGGACAGGACAAGUAGAGAAAAGAGAAAAUAGUUCACUGUCCUCUAUUAAUGAAAACUUAUCUUUUUUAGCUACUUUCUAUUUCUUUUUGUUUCUUUCUUCGCCCUUGUUCUUCUAAGGAAGGCACUUAGCUGAAACGUUCUUCUUUUAUUGCCCUGCCUAUUGCAAGCUUCCACAUGCCUUGUUGCACUGUUUUCUUUAUGAUUAAAAUUAGACACAAAUCAGUGUUGUCUGAACGUUCUAAAGGUAAAACAUAAAGUAUUUUCUAUGCAAUUGUCUAGGUGGUGUUACCAGAACUGGCAGUGUUGAGGAUAGCUGUGUUUGAAGACACUGGGAAGCUCAUUGGCCAGCGCAUCUUGCCUCUAGAUGGAUUACAAGCAGGUACUAUUUCUAAUUGAAAAAAAGCAUCAUACCACGUCAAGACUUCAUUUGUAGAGUCUAGAACUUUAUUUCUAAUAACACCUGCACAUUGUCAUUGAUGUGAUAGUAAAAGUGAAAAUGAGGGUGUGCUCAAAAGUUGAACAUGCACAUAGACAUUGCAGGGAUUUCAUCCGUUCUGUUCAAUAAGAAAUUUAAUGACCAUGAAAAAGUUUCUCCAUCUGAAUUCUCAGACGUCUAGUUAUGAGUUAUUUAUGUAGAUGGAGGUUGUUGGAGUUUGGAAACUUUGUGCCAGAUUGGUACUGGGAUCACCAUUCCAUGGAAUGAAAGGUGGAAGAAUUAAAUUUUGCUAGACUUCCUGGACAUUUGAAAAAGGAAUUAGGUGGCAUUUAUUUCAGGGGGUGCAACUUUGGUCUAAUAUUAUGAUCAGGAUAAGAAAAGAUACUCUGUGGAAUAGGAACGUAAAUCUCACCCGAACAGAAACAGAACUAACGCUAAGCUUUUGGCUGGGAAGGUCAUUUUGACCAUUUACUUUUAAAACGGAAUGUUUUCUUCUUGGAGACUUUCUUGAAAAAGAAGCAACCGUAAACAUUAAGAAAUAUAGUAAAACUUUAAUAGUGAUACAGUAGGAAUAAAAAAUGGAACUGUGCUUCAACAUGAUGCCAGGCAAUGCCUCAUGCAAGUCCAGGUAAGAGAGAUACUGUAUUUUUCAGUGUUGCCACAAUAUGGGAACUCUUAAGUGUUCCUACACAGUGGCAACACUGAAAGUUUUGAAUGUGAAGUCGGCAACGAGACAAUGAUUUUAAAACUCAAUUCUGACUUUAUUUUUAAGGAUUCCAAAAAACUAGUUUGGCAUUAACAGAAGUAUAUUGAAGUGUUUGUUCAUUCAACAAGUGUAUUUAUUUUGUGUAUUUAUUUCAAUUUUGCUAAAAUUAUUUUUGUGUUCAUUUUCCAUUUAAGCGGAGACAAAACUAAUCAGCCCACCCUUUGAUGGAUUGCCACAUUAAUUUCCAUUUAUGUGAAGGCCAAACAUAUCUGUUUAUGUUUUGAUUCAUUUCUGUCUUGUUUCAUUGAUGUGUACAACAAGUACAGUAUUUAUAAUUUCUUUGUCCAGGCUACCGCCAUAUCUCUCUGAGAACAGAAGGCAAUUUCCCAUUGUCUUUACCAACCGUCUUUUGUCGAAUCAUCCUCAAGACUUACGUCCCUGUUGAGUUUGGCGGUAAGUAUUAAAGAUCUUUUAGGUGCGGGGAAUACCAGUGACAGUCAAAACUAUUGUGCGUCACCACUUUGGGUUUGUUGAUCUCAUAAGUACUAAAGAUCUUUUAGGUGCAGGGAAUACCAGUGACAGUCAAAACUAUUGUGCCAUCACCACUUUGGGUUUGUUGAUCUCAUAAGUACUAAAGAUCUUUUAGGUGCAGGAAAUACCAGUGACAGUCAAAACUAAUGUGCCGUCACCACUUUGGGUUUGUUGAUCUCAUAAGUAUUAAAGAUCUUUUAGGUGCAGGAAAUACCAGUGACAGUCAAAACUAUUGUGCCGUCACCAUUUUGGGUUUGUUGAUCUCAUAAUUAUGCUGGUACCAGAGAUUUGUUUGAAAGGUUCUUUGAUGAUUUGUGUGACUGUCAUUUCCCUGUAGAUUUUGUUGACGCUCUGUCAGCCCCCAUCCAGGCCAUGUCCCAAGCUGAAAAGCGAGAGAAAGCCAUGAAGGACAUGGGUAUAGAUGAGAAAGAUAUUUCAGAUGUGCCGGUGGUCAGCAGACAUGCAAAGAUGAACAAGGUAUUUAUCCUGGUCGCAUGGAACAAAGCGUGUGAAAAAAAUUAAGCAAAAUCUCUCCACGCAUUAUCAAUUGUAAUAAUUGGUGGAAUAAAAUGAAUUUUUCAAUAUUUGCUAUGCUUUCACAACAAACAGGAUUAAGAUUAUCAGUAUUGUUGGCAUUCAUUGUUUUAAAAUCUAAGAAACCAUGUGAAAUUUAUGUUUAAAAAAAGAUGUAAGUUUGACUGCAUGAAUGAUUGAUUCUGAUUUUCCUUGAAUCUUAGCCCCAAAAUGGCCAGAUGUCCAACUCCCCCAAUAAUAUGUCACAGCCAUCAUCAAACUCUGGAACUGGCAAGAAAGAUGAGAGAAAAGGUAGAAAUGUCCUCAUUGCCUCUGUAAUAUUCAUCAUUGGAAUCGUGCAUGAUUAAAUUCCAGCUCACCUCUCGCAUUUGUAUUAUUUUUCUAAAGUAACAUCAAAAUAUAAUGACACCAACUUGAUCCACAGAAAAUGGAAAAAUCAAAAAAAAAUCACUUAAUUAAAGGUGUUACACUUAAACGCUUUAAUUAUUGAAAAAAAACACACCAAUUCAUUUUAAUUUUUCAUAUAUGGCAUAGUUAUAAGAAAUAUUUUUAAAUUCCAAGACAAUUUUAUAAAGCUGAACACAGUUUUAGAAUGAAACAAAAUGUUUUUUGGGGAAACCUUUAUCGCUAUAUUGAUAUAUAAUGAUUUGUAUUCAAUGACACCAUUUUAAAACUAGUUGAGAAAAGAUGUCUGUAUAUAAACAUGCCCACUAUCUCCUUUUUUAAAGGCAUCUCAAGUGCCCUCUACCUUUCAAUCACUUUUCUUAGUGCCAGAAGAAAUGAUUUUUGAAGCUAUCACAAGGGAAAAGCUCAUGUCUGAGAAGGUUUACUUCAAAUUGCUCCGCAAGCAGCCUAAAGACCUAGAGAUGUUGAAGCGUCGCCACCAGAAGGAGCGUUCCAUGAUGCAGAGAGCCCACUGCACAGUCGUGGACAAGCUGGUGGCCUCACAUGAUAAGGAGAAGUCAGCCACUGAAAAGUCUAUGGAGAAGAAACUCAAAAAGAACAAGUGAGUUAGAGAAGUUGCUCAAUUAUUAGUACAGGAAAUGUUUUAAGCAGUUACAUAUGUUUCUUAAAUGAAUUUAAUAACAUACUUUUUAGUAACACUGUGUUGGUGGAGAGCUUUUGGUUCAUAAAACUCCUCGAUUUUCUAGCAGGUUCUUUUUGUAAUACAUAACUUCUCUACAAAAAAAACACAAUUUUGUACUCUGGUGAUUCAUACCAGUGCAAUCAUUUCUUUUCAUAACCAAAAUCUUGUCAUUAGAUGGGAUCACAUUUUUAAAAGUUUUUAUGCACUUUUGCUGAGUAUUAUAUAUGCUUUCUGUUAAUAAUCUUAUCUUAGAAAUCCUAGACAAUCAAACUUAAGAUGAUGGGACAAUAAAUAGACAAAGACACAUUUUAACAUAUAUUCUCUUAAUUUUUGUACUUGAGACUGACUUUGGGUCAUUCUGUUGGCUUACUUUAUGUGGAAAAAAUGAUUGUGUCUUAUGCUUUGUGCUCAAUGCAUGUAUUAAUCAGUUAACAAAGUGUAACAAAUAUACCUUAUCUACAAAUUGGGAAGAAAACGAAUCUAAAUAUUUUUAAAAAUCUAAAGACAAUGAAUAUACUUGGUCACUCUGAAAUUUAAAAAAAAAUAUUAAAAUAUUUAGUAUGGAUACAAAAAGAAAUGAAACUGAAAGAAAGCAUUUUCUAAGACUAAGGUUUUUUCAUUUCCCCUUUCUGACAAAGAACAAAAAGGCUCGCUCACAAAAUAUUAAUUAAGAGCUUGCUGUUAGUCUUUCGACUAUUUGCUAGCAGUAUUUUCAGGAAACUAAAAAUAGAUUUGAAGCACAUAGUUUAUGUACGUGAAGAUGAUUAUUGCCUGAACCCUUAAUCCUUGAAUUCAUCAGGUAAUGUUCCACUUGCCCAAUGGGUACUUUCAGGUGCUGUGAAUCUAGAGAUGGGGGUUAUUUUCUCUUGUAUUCCUUAUCUGAAACAAAUCUCUUUGAUUAUCUAGAGACAGUAGCACAGAUCUCAAGUCCCAGUCUGAGGGUAGAGUUCUCAAUUUAGUUAGUGAUCACAAAUUAAAGGUGAGUCUUAUUUUAUAAUAGCUUUUUGAAUGGAGCUAAAUAAGUUAGGAAGACCUUUAAAUGCUAUUUGAAUGACAUGGCUAGGUGCUAGGUGGCUGAGUGGUCUAAACUGAGUAAAACUCAAGUUGAUGGCCUGAUGUUCAAUCCCCACCAAAGCCAAACUGAAUCAUCCACAUGAUGUUCCCUUGGGUUAUCCAGUGGCAUGGAGAGAGGCAAUUAGUUGUUAAUCCUUAUAAUCCUAGAAGAAUAAGAUCAGGCCUUGUGCAUUUCGUCCUGCGUAGUCUACACCAUCAUGACAUUAUGACGGACGGACAGUCCAGAUAAAUGUAGAGAUAUUGACAUCAUUACAUAUGUCAUCUGCUUUGUUUAAACCUAAUAACUGUUGAACCAAGAUUACUUAGAAUAAGGAAUUUUUUGUUUUUUCUUUCUAAAUAAGACAAUAAUCAUCCAAAUCAGGUGAAAGAACUGGUUGUCCUGCAGACAAAGGAGUGGUCUGAGAUGGUUGUCAGACAAAUGACAGAAGAGCAUGAGCUGUGGCGAGAGCAUAUCGUACAACAGAAUGAAACUCUGGCCAAACUCUUGGAGGAUGCACAGAGAGAACAGAUGGCUGAGCUUGAAGCAAAACAGGAGAGGUCAGUUGGCACCACAAACUUAACAUUAAUAAACAAAAAUUGAGCUAUACGUUACAAAGAAAUAUGUAUUUAAGUACAUAAAAUAGCAGUUGUCCUGUCUCUUUUGUUUCAGAGAAAACAAAGAACUUAAAGCCAACCAGGCCAAGCAUUCAAUGGAAUCUACCAAGACUGUCCUCAAUGACAAAAGUAUCAAAAACAAGGCAGAGAGAGAUAGGUACUGUUAUAAAAAAAUCAUGUUACUUGACACUUCAUUUAGGAAUAACUUAUCAUCAUAAAUUAAUCUCUUUCUACAAGUCACCUCAUUUACCGAGUUAUUUAAUUUUGGAUUUUAAAAAAACACUUUUUGGAUCCUCCCUAAAAUUUAGUUUCUGUUACAAUUUUACACUGAUUGUUUCAACAUUGAGCCUCUGUGCAAUCAUCCUUUGGAGGCAUUGACACAUUCAUUGCUGUCAACUAAUGUCACUGAAAUAUUUGUAGUAAUGAUGACACUUAUAUUAACAUCCAGCUUCUUAUCUUUCUUAUAAAAUGAAAUAAUACAUAAAAUGUAGUUUGCUAAUGUUCUUUCUCUUUUAAGGACUGUACACAUUUGCAAAAAGUGUUCGGAUUAAGAAAAAAAGACUGUUUUUUUAUUUUAAAUACUUAAGCACACAUUGGGCUAAUUGCCUAACCUGCUCUUUGUUCACAUCUCAACAAUGUAUCUAGUGGCCUUGGAGCACUCUGUGACAAUCUUCAUGUUGUUAUCAAAAACAUUUAUAAAACUCAUUCUAGCCUAUUGCUAAACCCAGCAGAGAGAUGCAUUUUUUUACUUCUCAUUUGAUGAGUGUUUAAUCUGGUCUAUAUCAGGCGCAUAAGAGAACUGAAUGAGAACAACACUAAGAAGUUCAUAGAAGAGAGGAAAAGGUUUGCUGUCAAACACUCCAGGCAAGUUGAGGCCCUGAAGAAAGUCCACCAUGAGCAAACUGAAAAGAUGAUUGCAGAAAACCAGAGGGUAAGA
This is a messenger RNA of Lymnaea stagnalis (great pond snail), 19602 nucleotides long. NCBI's taxonomy places the organism in Eukaryota, Metazoa, Mollusca, Gastropoda, Lymnaeidae. The record is from the annotation of a GenBank genome assembly.